AUGGGUCGUCGCCGCCACUGGGGUGGGCGUGCGAUUCGUUGCCCCGAGGUGUAUCUAGAGCCACCAGAGCCGCCCGGCGCCCGCAACGCCCCGGCCGGGCCGGGGAGGGACUACCGGGGUUUGGUUUUGAAUCUGAUAAUCACGCAUCCCCGCGAAGGGGGUCAGCGCGUCGGCAAUCCUGAGCGCCGGGACGACGGACGGGGGCCGGGGCCCGACGGCGAGGUCUGGUCUCGCCCCGCGGAGAGGCCGCGGGCGGGCGCGGGCGGGGGGAGGCGGCGGAGGCGGAGGGACGGGCGCGUGCGCCGGUCGGCGACCCGACCCGCGACACCCGCGUCCGUCCGUCGGUCCGUCGUCCGUCUACCGCCGCCGGGCGGACGGGCUCGCUCCGCCGGGACGCACCCCGGGACGCGGGGCCGCGGGGCGAGGCGCGCGCAGGGCGGCGCGGAGCGGCGGGCGGAAGGGGCGCGGCGACCUGCCGACCGCGGCCGACGGGGCGCUCGCCGCCGGUCGACGGGACGACUCGCCACGCGCGGCGGGGAGGGCGGGCGGGGGUCGGGGAGGAAGCGGGGCCGAAACCCGCCCUCCUCCCCGCGCCCCUUCCCGAACGACCCCGCACGCGCGAGGCGGGCACGACGCCACGCCGCCGGCGACGACGACGACUGCGCGGGCGGAGGACCCGGGUCCGCGCCGACCCGCCCCCGCACGCGCGCGCGGCGGGACGGGAGGGCCUCGCCACACUCGACUCACCGACGGGCCGGGGGCGGGGACGGGGCGCCCCGACUUCCGCGGGCACCUAACGCCGCGCCGGCGGGGCGGGGCGGGGCGGAGGACCCGGGGCCGCCGCGCGUCCCCACCAACGGCGGGCGACACGCGACGAGCGGGAAAGCGAGCCCCCGGAUCGGAGAAGCCGGGCGGAGGGAGAAAACUCGAGACGGGCGGCACGCGAACGUGGCGGACGCCAACCCCCGGCGCGGGAGGCGGCCGUCACAAGGGCCGCGGGGACGCGGCACCGUCACCCGCGAGGUCGGCCGGGGAACGACCGCCUCGGGGAGCCCGGCCUUCCGCCCGGUCCGGGACCACGCACGGGAAUCUCACCGCCAGCGCCCCCGCGGCGCAUCGCGGUCCGCGCGCGAGCCCCCACCACGGGACGGACCGACCCGGACCCCGCGUCGGCGACGGACCCACGGCGACGCUCGUCGAGGCCGAGCCCGCGUCUCGCAGAGCCGGUCGCUGGCUCCACCCCGCACACGUCACCGACCGUCUCACGGCGACCGGUCGCCCGGGGCGCACGGCGAGGAUCGGCGACGGCGAGGGCGGACGGGAGCCCCCCACGGACGGGGAAGCGGACGGGGAGAGACCCGGGAGCGCACGGCCCGGGGCGCGCCGGGAAAACCAGGCGGGAUCCCACCGCCCCCCACGGGGGCGGUUCCGCAUCGCCCGCGACGCCCAGAAGCCGGAGCCCGGCGGAGUCCGAAGAGCACCCCCCACGGGAGGAGUCACUCCUCCCGCGAGGAGAGAACGCCCGCGUCCACCAGCCCCGUCGACGGGGACUCCCACGCGCGACUCGCCGCCGACGUCCGCCACGCCGGGAGGACGACCGCUCGGCGGCCUCGCUCGAGAGAACCCACACGCGUACGGCCCUUCCUCCGGGGGACGGGACCCCACCGUCGCGGCGCCCGGCGCGAGGGGCGCGACGGGCCACCCCGGGCCCACGCCGGCGCCGGCACACCGCCGUCGGCGCCAACGGCCGGCGACACGGGACGGGAGCGGGCGGAGAGCCCCUCGGCGGCGGCGCGGCGCAGCAGCGGCGGCGGCGACGGCGACGGGAGGGUGAGGGGAGGGGCGGGAACCGACCGGGACGUCCGCCACACCACCGACCCCCAACACACCCCCCCACCGGACACACACGCGCCAGCGGAGCGAGACCUCGGCGCACGCUCGCGGGCGGCCCCCGAGAGAGCCGGACACCGGGCCGGACCCCCCCGCGGGACCCUCCCCCAGCUCGGAGGGGGGAGGCGCGGCACGCAUCGGAUCGGGACAGACGCGGUCGGACGGCUGACUUUCGCGCAGCGAGAACGUAGGCGGGGGCGGGCAGACGCGGGGGGAGGCGGGCACCUCCACCACCUUCUUCGCAAAGCACGCCCCGCUCGGAUCGCUAGAGAAGAAACUUUGCUCACUGAGGGUGGACCGAAACCGGCCACCGCCCCGUCGGUCCGCAGAGGCGGGAUCCGUCCGCGGGAGUGGCCAGGCGAGGGGGGUCUGGUGUAUAGAAAGGCCCACGCCCGCCACGAUCGCUCGACACGCCCGCGCGCGGCCAACCGGGAGAGGCGGCGCGCGGGCGUGCGCCCGCCCCAAGGACCGAGUCGCACCCGCGACACGGCCGUCAAGAAGCGGCAGGCGGCCUUCGCCGCCGCCCGCCCUCUUCCUCACCGCCUCGACCCCUUUUCUUUCUCUGGCCGAUGGCCUCGAGAAGCCCGCCAACGCGGACGGGGCAAGCCCCGCCACAGCGGCGACCGGAGCAGAGACAACCGGGGGACACGGGAACGGCACCACCGCUCAGCCUCGGGCACCUCGAGUCGACCCGGAGCUCCAGGAGCACCGCGAAGGGCGACGACGCACGGAACGCGGCUCGCGCGCCCGAGGAGGACGCGCGGCACGGCGGGGGAAACGCGGGGCCCCUGCCCCACCGCGGGAGGGGCCGACCCACCGCCAAGGCACCAGGGCGCGGAGGGGUGA
Castor canadensis (American beaver) is the source of this 2736-nucleotide messenger RNA. NCBI's taxonomy places the organism in Eukaryota, Metazoa, Chordata, Mammalia, Rodentia, Castoridae. The record is from RefSeq and is a predicted model, not a curated record.